CCAUUACUGCUCAAAAGCUUCGCACCGCUGGAACACGCGGCGUUUGUCAAGUUUUGUUCGUAUCCAAAACGACAACUGCCCGUGCAGGUCGUUGAUCCUCCGUCCCUCCCCUCAGUGUUUAUGAUUUGUGAAGCUCCAGCAUCAGUUUUUGAGUCAGUCUUCAAGAAUUCAAGGAUGCAGCCAAGUGGUGGGCACCAGCAGCCCGAAUACGAAUACAGCAAUCAGUACAACCAUCAGGCUGGAGGUGGCGAUCGCCUCCCAGCCCCGAGCAUGCGGCCGACGCUCGAGGCCCCGGUCUACUACCAGCAGUCGCAGCUUCAGCAGCAGUUCACGCCACAGCAAACGUACUACCAGCCUAGCCGUACGCCCGUCGCCAUCUCCCAGUUCCCCUAUGCCGAGUCUCCAAUGGAACACAAGCCCAUCAUGGCCUACCAACAGCCUUCGGACUACCGCAUUCAAACCGCAUCUGAGGUCCGUGCAGGGCCUCCCAUGCCUAUAGAGCGUAUGUGCGAUGUCUGUCAGUAUCCCGACCCUGUUCUCGUAGCUCCGAAUUGUAAUCACCUCUUUCAUUCGCGCUGCGUUCACGUAUGGCCACUGGACGCUUGUCCGGCCUGCGCAGCGCCACUAGAUCAGGUAGCAAUCUCGCCAACCAUCAACAUGAUGAUGCGACCCGAGCCACGCAGUGGAAAGUGGACUCGUCCUGAAGAGAAGUUCAUCGACGGCAUCCUUCGCGAGUUCGACCGACAGGCUUUGCCACUGGCACACGGCACGCCAAUUCGUUUGGUGCUUGCCAAAAUGCUCAACUGUUCGACUAUGAGGUUGUCUAAGAAGUUCCAGAAGAAUGCACUGGGUAAGCGGACGUUUAGGGUGACAAAGCCCGGCAAGGGCGAGAAGGCGCUGCAAUUCGAUCAAAUGGACCACGCGCGGAGACAGCGCGAACUUUCAAGCUUGGAACAAAUCUUCCGACAGGAGCUGGUGGACCAAUUCCGACGUGAAAACAAUACGGAUGAAGGUGCUUUAGUCGAGACACAACAUUUACGUCUCGCAGUUCAGCAGUUCUGGGUGAGCAACUUUUUGAAAUUCGCGGUGCUAAUCGGCCAACCUGUCAUGGGACUGGACGUCUCCGAUGCCAAGAAACGCAAGCGCGCGAUGCAGCUACUGCGUAAUGGACAAUUCGAUGAGCUUCUGUCGUGGAGCCACCAUCCGUCUCCAGCGAACACUGCAAGUAUUACGCCAAUGCCGUCCAUUUUGGGAUCAACGCCAGCCGACAACACUGUCGUCUCGGCGUCGUGGAGCUCCACCACGCCUUUGUAUUCGUCCUCUAUGCUGGGGCAGAACCAGCAGGAGACUGGACCGUCUAUCCCAGCACUUCUACAGCAGCCCGAGCAGCGGCCCGUGAAGAAGAUGCGCACGCCCGAGGCGAACGUGGAAGUAAACCGCUUCGGUCUCCAGCCUCCUCCAAUGGACCAAUCUCAGUACCCACAAUUUGGUCGCCUCUCUCCUCCAGCGUCAUCAACCUCCGCUUUUGAUUACAGCCAGCAGCAGCAGCAGUACUCGUCUGAGCCGUAUUUACGUCCAUCAAGUUUGUCGCCAUAUUCCGACGUCAAGUCGGACAAGUCAGGAAUGGGAUACGCUAAUGUACUGCAACAUCAGCAACAGCAACAGCAAAUGAUCCCAGGCAUUGUCGCCCAUGAGGGCGCUGUCCAUGAGCAAAGGGGUGGAUUUACGCCAGCAGCCUUUCCACGAGCCGGUGAGUCUUAUCAAACCAGUGGCACGAAUCAGGCAGCUCCGUGGGACGAUCUCUUGGAGAACAUGUCUUCCGAGGCAAACGCUGGCACACAGCCCGCACCCACCAGCCAAGCUCAGAGCGGCGAUUCCAACAUGCAGUCCUGGCCCAACAUGCACAUGAUGUGAAGAAGAUUUCCGUCCCUGUCCAAAAGAUGUCCAAGACAUGUUUGUGUUAGUGAACGACGCGAAAGAAAGCGUCGAUAGUUGUGCAAAAGUCUCGUAUUUGUAGCGUGUUGAAACCCACAAUUGCGGUCAUUAAAUAAAAUGGAAAUGCAAUCACCCUACCAC
Molecule: messenger RNA, 2076 nt
Organism: Phytophthora nicotianae INRA-310
Lineage: Eukaryota; Oomycota; Peronosporomycetes; Peronosporales; Peronosporaceae
Exons: 1
Coding region: 121-1914 (597 amino acids)
Source: RefSeq, a predicted model, not a curated record